Nannospalax galili (Upper Galilee mountains blind mole rat) is the source of this 2485-nucleotide messenger RNA. RefSeq names its product non-POU domain containing octamer binding (gene Nono). Gene Ontology annotation, cellular component: nucleus. Gene Ontology annotation, molecular function: RNA binding. The record is from RefSeq and is a predicted model, not a curated record. Bases 200 to 1600 code for a protein of 466 amino acids. The transcript has 12 exons. Gene Ontology annotation, biological process: regulation of DNA-templated transcription. NCBI's taxonomy places the organism in Eukaryota, Metazoa, Chordata, Mammalia, Rodentia, Spalacidae.
CGGGAAUGGAACAUCGAGCCCCUUGGGAGGCACCGAGCUCUGUCGGCUCGUUUCCGGCGGUCGCGCGCUCUUUUCUCGGGACGGUGGAGGCUGUGCAGCGUCGCCGUUAGUCUGAGCAAAGAACUGUCGGCUCUGGAAGUCGAGGUUAGAGAGGACUGGGAAGCACUUGCUGUGUUCAAUCGAAGUGCAGGGUGUGAAAAUGCAGAGCAAUAAAACCUUUAACUUGGAGAAGCAGAAUCAUACUCCAAGAAAGCAUCAGCAUCACCACCAGCAGCACCACCAGCAGCAGCCACCACCACCACCAAUACCUGCAAAUGGGCAACAGGCCAGCAGCCAAAAUGAAGGCUUGACUAUUGACCUGAAGAAUUUUAGGAAACCAGGAGAGAAGACCUUUACUCAACGUAGUCGUCUCUUUGUGGGCAAUCUUCCCCCUGACAUCACUGAGGAGGAAAUGAGGAAACUUUUUGAGAAAUAUGGAAAAGCAGGCGAAGUUUUCAUUCAUAAGGAUAAAGGCUUUGGCUUUAUCCGCUUGGAAACACGAACCCUAGCGGAAAUUGCCAAAGUGGAGUUGGACAAUAUGCCACUCCGUGGAAAACAGCUGCGUGUGCGCUUUGCCUGCCACAGCGCAUCCCUUACAGUUCGCAACCUUCCUCAGUACGUGUCCAACGAACUGUUGGAAGAAGCCUUUUCUGUGUUUGGCCAGGUGGAAAGGGCCGUAGUCAUUGUGGAUGACCGAGGAAGGCCCUCAGGAAAAGGCAUUGUUGAGUUCUCAGGGAAGCCAGCUGCUCGGAAAGCUCUAGACAGGUGCAGUGAAGGCUCCUUUUUGCUAACCACAUUUCCUCGGCCUGUUACUGUGGAGCCCAUGGACCAGUUAGAUGAUGAAGAGGGACUUCCAGAGAAGCUGGUUAUAAAAAACCAGCAAUUUCAUAAGGAACGAGAGCAGCCACCCAGAUUUGCACAACCUGGCUCCUUUGAGUAUGAGUACGCCAUGCGCUGGAAGGCACUCAUUGAGAUGGAGAAGCAGCAGCAGGACCAAGUGGAUCGAAACAUCAAGGAGGCUCGUGAAAAGCUGGAGAUGGAGAUGGAGGCAGCUCGCCAUGAGCAUCAGGUCAUGCUAAUGAGGCAGGAUUUGAUGAGGCGCCAAGAAGAACUUCGGAGAAUGGAAGAACUGCACAACCAAGAGGUUCAAAAACGAAAGCAGCUAGAGCUCAGGCAGGAGGAGGAGCGCAGGCGCCGUGAAGAAGAAAUGCGGCGGCAACAAGAAGAGAUGAUGCGGCGACAGCAGGAGGGAUUCAAAGGAACCUUCCCUGAUGCGAGAGAGCAAGAGAUACGGAUGGGCCAAAUGGCUAUGGGAGGUGCUAUGGGCAUAAACAAUAGAGGUGCCAUGCCCCCUGCUCCUGUGCCAGCUGGUACCCCAGCUCCUCCAGGACCUGCCACUAUGAUGCCAGAUGGAACCUUGGGAUUGACCCCACCAACAACUGAACGUUUUGGCCAGGCUGCUACAAUGGAAGGAAUUGGAGCAAUUGGUGGAACUCCUCCUGCAUUCAACCGUGCAGCUCCUGGAGCUGAAUUUGCUCCAAACAAACGCCGCCGCUACUAAUAAAGUUGCAGUGUCUAGUUUCCCACAACCCUUAAAAAGGACCCUUUUUGGACUAGCCAGAAUUCUACCCUGGAAAUGUAUUAGGGAUUCCUCCCGAUAGUUAGGUCUUCCCUGCCUGUACUACUCUAAGGGAGUAUGCUUGGAGGCAGAGGGCAAGGGAGGGGUGGUAUUUAACAAAUCAAAUUCUGUGAUAUGUUGCUUUCAAGUCUGUGUGGUGCAUUCCUAAAGUAUCACGUGAUUUUUGAGGAUUUGGGGAAUCGGCAAAAUGGACUCCCAGUGCCCUAUUAAUCUUGAUCAUUCCGGUUUGUUUGUUUGCCCCCCCCCCAUUGUGUUUUGGUUGCUUUCUCAUCCUUAUUCCUCUCAACCCUAGAGACACUGCCAUAUACCACAUAAACCAAACAUCCCCCAAUGACCUAGUCCCCCAUUCCUCCAUUUGCUCCCAGGCGAGAAUUCAGACAUGUCCACAGAGGUUACAGCAUAUGUACGGUUCUGUUCUAUCUCAUAUAUUACCCCUUAAUGUCCUAAGGAAGACAUUUUCUCUUAGAGAUUUUCAGUUUAGUAUAUCUAAAAAAAAAUCUUGUGUUAACUUGCCUCCAUCUUUUUCUUGGUUAAGAACCACCUAAGAAUGAAUUUUUGUGUCUUGAUGUUGCUGUUCACAGCUUUUCUUAAUAGGCCCAGUACAAUCUUGGGAACAGGGUUGCUGUAUGCUAAAGGUCUGACAGUAGCUCUUAGCCUUGCCUAUCUUAGGUAGUUACGCCGUGCUUUUUUUUUUUAAUGGUGUACCAUGUUUGAUUUGUUCCUGAUACCUUAAAUUUGGAAUUUUUUUCUGAGAAAUGGAGCAGUAAUGCAGCAUCAACUUAUUAAAAUACAUUUUAAGCCUUUUAA